This is a messenger RNA of Zygotorulaspora mrakii, 2106 nucleotides long. RefSeq lists its product as uncharacterized. Bases 1 to 2106 code for a protein of 701 amino acids. The transcript has a single exon. NCBI's taxonomy places the organism in Eukaryota, Fungi, Ascomycota, Saccharomycetes, Saccharomycetales, Saccharomycetaceae. The record is from RefSeq and is a predicted model, not a curated record. Gene Ontology annotation, molecular function: NADH dehydrogenase activity.
AUGGCAUUAAGGUUGUGCGGGAGUAGAUUGUUACCGCGGUUAGCAACCGCUAAACGUAUUUGUAUCAAUACGAGGACAUUGCCUGUUGGUGCUGGAAGAGCGGUUGUCAAUAGACGUUGUUUCAGCGUUCAAUCGAGACUUUUAAAGGAGACAGGACUUGUUAGGAGUGCUGAUAAACCCUUGACGACUGCUCCGCAGCAAAGCAACAAGGCGGGAACUGGAUUUUUAAGCCAUGGGUUCGGGAAAUUGCUGAAAUGGUCAAUUGUGUCAACAGGGAUAUUGGUGACGGUGUGUGGAUCUGCUCUUGUGAUUUUCUUCAUUUAUGACUCCACAACAUACAAAGAAUGUGAAACACAAAGAGAUAUCGACGUCCCAUUAAAGGCGAUAACUCCUGAACUAGGCGGUCCAGAGAAUCUGCCAAUCUUGAAGGAAACAUUGGAUGCAUAUGACUCUGAGAUAAAACAAACGAUCUGUUAUAAACCUAAAUUGGUUAUCUUGGGCUCUGGCUGGGCAUCAGUGGGAUUGUUGAAAAAUUUGAAGAAGGGAGACUAUGAUAUCACAGUUAUUUCACCACAAAAUUACUUCUUAUUUACGCCUUUACUGCCAAGUGCGGCAACAGGAACUUUGGAAGUGAAAAGUUUAAUGGCAUCUAUCAGAAAAAUUGUUAGCGCUGUAAGUGGUCACUAUUUAGAAGCAAGGGCUGAAAAAAUUGAAUUCGAGCACAAACUCGUUAAAGUUUCUCAAACUGCCCCACAUACCGGUGAAACAAGAUCCUUUUAUAUUCCUUAUGAUAAAUUAGUUAUCGCUGUAGGAUCGACCUCCAAUACGCAUGGCGUUGAAGGUUUACAGUAUUGCGACCGGUUAAAAAGUGCUGAGGAUGCUAUGGAUAUUAAAAGAAAAAUCAAAAAUAAUUUAGAGCUUGCCUGUCUACCGACUACUACAGAAGAGGAACGUAAGAAACUGCUAAGCUUUGUCGUGUGCGGUGGAGGUCCAACAGGUGUUGAGUUUGCUGCAGAAGUUUUCGAUCUAUUAAACGAGGAUUUACCAGCUCUGUAUCCGAAAUUGCUAAGACAACAAGUCUCUGUCCAUAUCAUCCAAUCAAGAUCUCACAUACUGAAUACUUACGACGAAAAGAUUUCUGAGUAUGCUAUGGAUAGAUUUAAAAAGGAGAGUAUCAAUCUUUUAACGAAUGCGCGCGUUGAUCGAGUUUUACCUGAUAAAGUCAUUUUCAACCAAAAGAAUCCAGAAACUGGUGAGGUAGAAAUGAAGGAGCUGCCUUUCGGUCUUUGUUUAUGGUCAACAGGGGUUGCACAAAAUCCACUUGCGAAAUAUGUUGUUCAAAGUUUUCCUGAGAAUCAAAGAAACAAAAGGGCUAUUGAAACAGAUUCACAUCUAAGGGUUUUGGGUGAUCCAACUCAUGAUGUUUAUGCAAUCGGUGACUGUUCUACUUUGAGAACAGAUUUAGCAGUUCAUUCAGCCGAGUUUAUGAGAAGUUUCAUCGUUCAAAAAAACUUAGGUAUAACUAACCAAACUGAUAAAUUGAUUACUGAUGAUGAUAUCAAGAACUUAUCCUUCUCCUAUGAUGAAAUUUUCGAUCUGGGUAGGCAAGUUUCAAAAAGACAUCCACAGACACGUGAAUGUUUCGUCGCAUUGGAUGAAUUGUUGCCCAAAUUUGACCCUGAGAAGAAAGGUUACUUGAGUUUUAAACAAGUAUCGAUGCUAUUAAAGUACGUCGAGUCCCGAGUAACGUCAUUACCGGCAACGGCUCAAAGGGCCCAUCAACAGGGCAGCUAUUUGGGGAAAAAGUUCACCAGACUUGCUAGAGUCACCAAUGAAUAUAUCAGGAGAGGUCAAAUUAUUGAUAGUGACUUAGACGAAACCGCUUGCAAGCCUUUUAGGUAUGUUCACCUAGGCUCUUUAGCUUACAUUGGUAAUUCCGCAGUUUUUGAUCUUCCUGGAUAUUCGUUUGUAGGAGGUUUGGUUGCAAUGUACUUGUGGAGAGGCGUUUAUUUUGCACAAACUGUUUCUCUCAGAACAAGAGUCCUACUGUUCAUGGAUUGGUUGAAGAGAGGUCUAUUCGGAAGAGACAUUAUGACAACAGCGUGA